GCUGCGGGACAGAAUUCUAGCCAAAAUAUUUUUUUUAAAAUAUAUAGUUUCGAUUUUGAAGCAGUGGAGCUAUUUAAAGAGUGCCACAAUUCAGCAGUGGUGUGUUAUAUUUGUUGGAAACGGUAAACUUGGAGGUGACUGGAGCGGGGAGAAAAAGUUUUUGAAACUUUUCUGAAGUUAGUGACAGAGUUUGCUCCCCCCGAUCAAUGACCGAGUGUGAAUGAGCAGCUCGCUCUCCAGCAUCGGCGGCUGCUGUCACCGCGAUGUCCCUGGACAGAGGUGAUCCUGCUGCCGCCUUGGAGCCGGGGCCGCCCGGAGACCUCCGCAAGUGGAGAGAGUUAGUCUGCAGCCGGGAGGAGGGCAACCGGGCAGCGGCGAUGGAGCGAGCAGCCCGCACCGUGCACGCCUGCCUGGACCAGCAGCAGCAGCAGCCGCCGCCGCCGCCCGGGCGACAGGCGAGGGACCAGCUCCAGCUACAGCAGCUCCUCCUGCUCCUGCUCCGGCUCUCGCAGAGCUGCCCCUUCCCCGAUGUCCGAGAGAGGAGUGAGCACAUCCUGCACACCGUGCUGGAUCGCAGAGUAAAAAUACCUCGCCCAUUAGGACAAGGUCCGAGUGCCUUCAUUCCAGUCAAAGAGAUUCUGCAGAAAGACCUAGAAGAUGCUGAAAGACAGAUCUUUAUUGAAGCUUUCGUCUCCACUGGUCGUGUAGAUAAUGUUACCAUGGUGAUGGGCAUGCACUCACAGUACCUUGAAAGUUUUUGGAAAACACAGUACUAUCUUUUACAGAUGGAUGGUCCUUUACCAUAUCAUUAUAGACAUUACAUUGCAGUGAUGGCUGCUGCACGACAUCAGUGUUCAUACCUUGUCAGCCUCCACAUCAAUGAGUUUCUUCAGGUCGGUGGAAAUCCGGAGUGGUUAAAUGGCCUCAACUUUGUACCUCCGAAAAUGCGGACUCUCAACGAAAUCAACAAAAUCCUCGCACAUCGACCAUGGCUGAUCACCAAAGAACAUAUCGAGAAUCUGCUGAAGACUGGUGAGAGUAGCUGGUCACUCGCUGAACUCAUCCAUGCUGUCGUCCUUCUCACACAUUACCAUUCCCUGGCAUCAUUCGUUCUAGGCUGUGGCAUCAGGCCAGAGCUGGACCAGGAUGGUGGCUACACCUUCGGACCUCCUUCUCCACAAAGCGGUGACUCUGACAGUGCUAGUAACAGUGGGUCAGAGGAGGCUAUCAAUGGCAGUGCAAGCAGAGAUGGUUUACAGGAGCUGGAGGUUCUAAUAGAGAAAAUGAAACUGCUGCAGGAAGGCAGACAGGAUGAGGAAGCGAGCCAGGAGGAGAUGGCAACACGAUUUGAAAGGGAGAAGAGGGAAAGUUUGCUGGUUGCACCUGCAGCAGAUGACAAUGAAUCACUCUCACCGACCAAUUUAUCAUGCUUUGUUGAAGAUGCAGAUUUUGGGUACAAGGAUUUUAGCAGACGUGGGGAGCAGACUCCUCCAACAUUCCGGGCCCAGGAUUACUCCUGGGAAGAUCAUGGUUACUCUCUGAUUAACCGACUGUACCCUGAAGUUGGGCAGCUCUUGGAUGAGAAGUUUCAAGUUGUGUACAAUUUAACCUAUAACACUAUGGCCAUGCACUGUGAUGUCGACACCUCCAUGUUGAGACGAGCCAUUUGGAAUUACAUUCACUGUGUAUUUGGCAUAAGAUAUGACGACUAUGAUUAUGGAGAGGUCAAUCAGCUUCUGGAGCGCAGCUUGAAGAUUUAUAUCAAAACUGUUGCCUGCUAUCCUGAGAAAACGACCAAGAGAAUGUAUGUAGGUUUCUGGAGACACUUCCGACAUUCAGAAAAGGUGCAUAUAAACCUGAUCCUUCUCGAAGCCAGAAUGCAAGCUGCGCUCCUGUAUGCGUUGAGGGCUAUUACACGCUACAUGACAUGAUCCUGUCGAAGCUUUCAGGACUGGCCCCAUUGGAAAGCAUCUAUUGACUUGCUUCACCUGAAGUGAGCAGCCGUGUGCAAUUCAGCAGAUUUCUAUUAUUUGUUUUUGGGGGAGCAAUUUCAGUAUUCCUUUUACUGUGUUCAGUACAUGGUGAAUUAUAGAAAAAGGUUUGAAACUUUGAGUUCAAACCAGAUGCAUAUAAAUGUUCUAUUUGCACCUCAUGGGUGAUAAUGCUAGAGAAGUAAAAGACUGAAUGUAUUGAAUUUGACUUUAAGCUGUGAACCUGGCUGUGCUGUCAAAGCACAGACCAUUGUGUGCGUGUGCGUGUGUGUGUGUGUUGACACUUCUCACUGAUCUCGUACUUAUUUAUGUUGUCACAGAUCGAUUUUCUUGAGUUAUUUUUGGCAUGGUAUCAUCUGUACACUGGUCUUGCAGUACCAAAGGUGACUUUAGACUAGAAUGUUCACUUUCAGCAUGCCUUCAUUUGGAAUGGGCAGCUUCCUUUUGGAAAAGUAUGCCAAGUUUGAAAUUGUCUUUAAGGAACCACUAGCCCAGUUUCAAGUCUUUUUUUCCUAAACACUUAAAUUGGAUGACUGUUUUGUAGGAUUACUGAAACAAAGCUGUUGUAUAGCCCAGGAAAUGCAUUAAACCAGAACAAAUUUGCAAAAGAGUAGAGUUCUUGCAGCAUUUAAAUCUUUUCAUUACCCUGCUACUGAUUGACUGACAGUGUAGAAAGUAUCACCAGUGGUGCUGCUGUUAAAUGCAUCAAUGAGUGGAUAAAUAUGAUGCUGUUACCUUAUCUCAUUGCUUUUUUUUUAAACAUUGCUCGUGAUGUUAUCUACACGGUCACCCAUGAUAUUGAAAUGCAUUAUUUGGAGUCAGUAUAAUAGUUUCCUUUUUAAUCAAUGAUUAUUAUUGGUCCAAAACGUUAAAGAAAAUGUCAAAAUUUUGGAAAAUACACAUCCUCUUAAAGAAUUGUUGUUGCCUUGAUUUGCACGUGCCUUCCUCUGUGAAACUUUUUUUUUGUUUCUGAUUUUUGCACAUAGCAUUUUCUAAGCAUCUGGAUGCAUUUUGUUACUGCACUAAACAGUUUUUCCGCUGUUAAUAUUUUUUACACAUUGAUAAACUAGAAUUACCAUUUUUUGUGAUGAGUAGGAUGUAUCCCCUUGUGAGCCAACACCGAUGUAAGAUAUGUAUAUUUUUUUCUAGUAACGAAGGCCUGUACAGUAGUGGGAGAGAAUCUUUAUUCGGUAUCACAUCUGAGCACAGUUUCUUUUUGUUUUGUUGCUUUGCCCCUGACGUAUACUGGUUUCUUUGCAGAGCAGAAAGAUCCAGGACUCAACUGUAUUUGUUUCGUUUGCUCAGUGAAUUUUUUCUUGAUCUUUUGAAAUGAAACGAGUAAUCAUUUUUAAAUGCUUACAUUAUCCAUAGCAUUAAAAGAUUCACCUGCAGAGUGCAGUGGGAAGUGACUGAUGCAGGCAUCCAACAUGUGCGGUGAACUUAACACCUGAUGUCAUUAAGCGUGAAGCCACCUAGUUUACAUCGAACUAUUCUGCAUCAUUAACACUCAGCUUUAUUUUAGAUGGCGGAAAGUUGUUUAAAUAGUGGGGAAAAUGAUGCUGACAAACUGGGUGGUUUCAAAUAUUGAGCCAUGUUUCAAAUGUAUAUUUUGUUGAUUAUUUAUACACCAGUGAUUGAACACUAAAGUUACUAGUUCACCCAGUAACCCAUCGCAGUUGUGUGGAUUUCCUGUGAAACCUGGGUCAAUUUCAGCAUUUUGGGAGGAGAGGAGAGUGUAGAAUGAAUAUAAAUGCCUGGCUGGGACAUGUUGUGACCUGUUAGACAAACCAUGUGCCAGAAUUCUGAGAUGGAAUAGUCAUGCACUCAUUUCCGUAGCUGUAGGGUUAGGCUUUAAAAAAAAUUCACAGCACUGUCAAAAGGAUAAAAGUAAAGCCAGUAUGUUCAAUGUCAAAUGAACCAUCUGCACAAUUUCUGUAAACAGUUUUUGCAAUCACAAGGUCAAAUGAGCAAGUAUCUAUUUACCAUUUAGAUGCUCCUAGUUGCAUGAAAGUCAUAGGCUACUUUUUUAAAAAAAAAAGUCCUUUUUAAAGUCAACAAAAAUUGACACCUAUUUAUGACCUAGCUUUGAAUCUCAUUUGUAGAUGGUGUCUGAGAAUGCCCUGAGCUUUACUACACUCCCGUAUUCCUCAGAUAUGAGAACCCCUUCUAAGUUUAUUACCGAUAAAAUUACUGAUGCACUGAACUAUUUUUAUUUUAUAAUGGACAGCACAGUUAACUCUUGAUGCAGUGCUGAUCUCUAUUACUUUGCUGUCCCUUGGACACUCUACAAUGUACUUAACUCUUAUUUCCCCUCUUUCAGUUUUGUGCUGGUUUUGACGUUGAGUGGUACAACAUUUAAAUUUGUGAGCAAUUUACAAACAGCUGGAAACUUGUACCAAAUUUUACAGCUGAUUCUCUUGGAUUUUUGUCAACAAGCAUGUUGCAUUUGUGGAAGCUGAUCUUAGCUUGGUUUUGUCCACAGGUGACUGACCUGCGUUCUAUUUUUCUGCAUGCAUCUAGCAUACAAGCAGGGCUUAAGAGAAAGUGUAAUUGAGUCUUCAGAAAUCUGUGAACCUACUAAGCUGUUUAUUGACUGACUUAAUUUCAUCUUGGGAGUUUUGUGGGAGUUUUAGAAGUUGUAAACCACUUUUGACUUGAUUCCUUAAAAUAAAGAUACUUUUUUAAAAAUG
Messenger RNA from Hemiscyllium ocellatum (epaulette shark), 4681 nucleotides. RefSeq names its product sestrin-1-like. The transcript has 10 exons. Bases 264 to 1931 code for a protein of 555 amino acids. NCBI's taxonomy places the organism in Eukaryota, Metazoa, Chordata, Chondrichthyes, Orectolobiformes, Hemiscylliidae. The record is from RefSeq and is a predicted model, not a curated record. Gene Ontology annotation, molecular function: L-leucine binding; oxidoreductase activity, acting on peroxide as acceptor. Gene Ontology annotation, cellular component: nucleus. Gene Ontology annotation, biological process: regulation of response to reactive oxygen species; positive regulation of macroautophagy; negative regulation of TORC1 signaling.